Molecule: messenger RNA, 2055 nt
Organism: Gracilinanus agilis (Agile Gracile Mouse Opossum)
Lineage: Eukaryota; Metazoa; Chordata; Mammalia; Didelphimorphia; Didelphidae
Product: keratin, type II cytoskeletal 3-like
Exons: 10
Coding region: 1-2055 (684 amino acids)
Biological process (GO): intermediate filament organization; keratinization
Cellular component (GO): keratin filament
Molecular function (GO): structural constituent of skin epidermis
Source: RefSeq, a predicted model, not a curated record
AUGGGCAAACCUGAACCGAAGGUACUUUGGGGAUUUGGGGCUGUGUCAGCCCCUGCAGGAAGGCCCCUUUUUCCAAUGCAAGCUUAUUCUGGGUUUCUCAGCAUCCUCCAGCCUUCCUCCUGCUGGUGCUCUGAGUCCUUCUGUCCUUUGGAGGAGAUCACCAUGAGUCGCCAAGUCAGUUAUAGCCAACAGUCUUUUAGGACCUCCGGUGGAGGGCAGCGCCAGGGGUUCAGUGGCCGAUCUGCUGUGGUCUCCAGCAAGAGUCGAGUCAGCACAGGGAGGUCGACGUCUGCUUCCCGAUGUGGAGGAGGUGGUGCCAGUGGUGGAGGUAGCGGCUCCUCAGCCUGUGCCAUGAAGGGCUUUGGCAGCAGAAGCCUGUACUCCCUGGGGGGGAACAAGAAGAUCUCCUGCAGUGUAGUUGGCGGCACCUCCCAGGCAGGGGGCUUUGCUGGUGGCCGAGGCUCUGGCUUUGGGAAGUGUGGGUUUGGAGGUGGUGGCUUUGGAGGGGGAGCUGGUGGCUUCAGAGGGGGAGCUGGUGGCUUUAGAGGGGGAGCUGGUGGCUUUGGAGGGGGAGCUGGUGGCUUUGGAGGGGGAGCUGGUGGCUUUGGAGGGGGAGCUGGUGGCUUUGGUGGCCCUGGUGGUCUUGGUGGCUUUGGUGGCCCCAGUGGUCCCGGUGGUUUCCCUGGUGGCAUCCAUGAAGUGACUGUCAACCAGAGUCUCCUAAAGCCCCUCAAUGUGGAGAUUGACCCCCAAAUUGGGCAAGUGAAGACCCAAGAGAAGGAGCAGAUCAAGACCCUUAAUAAUAAAUUUGCUGCUUUUAUCGACAAGGUCCGGUUCCUGGAACAACAGAACCAAGUCCUAGCGACCAAGUGGCAGCUGCUGCAGGACCAGGGCUCCAACUCUGGCUCCCAGGGCCCAAACUUGGACCCCUUCUUUGAGAGCUUUAUCAGCAGCCUCAGGGCCUACCUGGACAAUCUGCUCAAUGAGAAACACAAGUUGAGCGGGGAGUUGAACAGUAUGGAAGACUUGGUUGAAGACUUCAAGAAGAAGUAUGAAGAUGAAAUCAACAAACGUACUGCUGCUGAGAAUGACUUUGUGGUUCUUAAGAAGGAUGUAGAUGCCGCUUACAUGAGCAAAGUAGAACUAGAGGCCAAAGUGGAGAACUUGAUGGAUGAGGUUAACUUCCUGAAGGCCUUGUAUGAUGCAGAAAUGUCCCAGAUGCAGUCAGACACCAGUGACACCAAUGUAGUCCUAUCCAUGGACAACAACCGAUGCCUGGACCUGGACAGCAUCAUUGCUGAAGUCCGAGCACAGUGUGAAGAGAUCACCCAGAGGAGCAAGGCUGAGACAGUGGCCCUGUACCAGACAAAAUUGGGAGAGCUGGAAAACACAGCUGGCAGGCAUGGGGAUGACCUGAAGAGCAUCAAGAAUGAGAUCUCCGAACUCAAUAGGAUGAUCCAGAGGAUCCGAGCUGAGAUUGAGAACAUCAAGAAGCAGAAUGCCAACCUUCAGUCAGCCAUUGCAGAUGCUGAGCAGCGUGGGGAGCUGGCUCUCAAGGAUGCAAAUGCCAAGGUGGUGGACCUCAAGGCUGCCCUGCAACAGAUCAAGGAUCACCUGGCCCGCCUACAUCGUGAUUAUCAGGAGCUCAUGACAGUGAAAGUAGCCCUAGACAUGGAGAUUGCCACCUACAGGAAGCUGCUGGAGGGAGAGGAAUGCAGGAUGUCGGGAGAGUGCCAGAGUACUGUGAGCAUUGAGAUGGUCUGCAACAGCAGUAGCAGUAGUGGUGUUUCCAUGGGAGGAGGAGCCGGUGGACGUGGCAAGAGUGGCACUAGUGGGGGCAGUUAUGGCAGUGGGGGGACAGGUAGCAAGGGAAUGGGCAGUGGGAGCCGUGGUGGCAAUUCCAGUGGGGGCUUGAGCUCUGGUGGGAGCUGUAGCGUUGGGGGUGGGUACUCUGGCCAGUCUGGAGGCUCUGGGGUUCAAAGUGGAGGUGGCAGCAGCUCCACCCAAGUCUCACAGAGCUCUACCCGGAGCCAGAGGUCCCACAGCAAAUUCUAA